Haliotis rufescens (red abalone) is the source of this 2412-nucleotide messenger RNA. Its product is annotated as CUB and sushi domain-containing protein 3-like. The record is from RefSeq and is a predicted model, not a curated record. Lineage: Eukaryota; Metazoa; Mollusca; Gastropoda; Lepetellida; Haliotidae. The transcript has 13 exons. Bases 57 to 1988 code for a protein of 643 amino acids.
UGAGAGCGUUGUGGAUCCUGUGUCGGGUGGUUUCCUGUGUCGGGCUAGGGGUGGAGAUGUUCGAGUCCCCAGCCGAUGGCAGUGUGAUGUUUGCCACUGUGAUUGUGAACAAUUUUUAUCAGUGCUCUCGACUUUGUGUGGUCACUGGCGGGUGUCAGGCCCGAAAAUAUGACGCCGAGUUCCGCGAGUGCCAUCUGUACAUGGCGCCAGAACACAUCACCCCCAGGGUCCCUGAUGGUGACAACCUAUCCCAGGAGGACACAGCAGAUAAGGUGUCACCGGGCCCUUGUCGGGGUCGCCCUUGCAGAAAGGAUCAGAUCUGUGUUGUUGCUGCGUCGGGAGAUGGCCACGUGUGCUUGUCAGGAUCCGAUUGCGGCCGCCCCCCGCUGCGACCUACAUUGGUUAUGGCAGAGACAGGAUGGAACGAAAGCUACUUGGGGGCAUUGAGCGUGUACACGUGCGAGCUGGGUCACAACAAGACAGGGGGCAGCGGGGUCACUGUUUGUCAGGACAGUGGGCAGUGGUCACCUCCGACACUACAGUGUACAGUGGUGGAUUGUGGGAUUCCUGGCGCAAGAAGCAACACAGAGCCCAGCGUCCAGAUGACCACCACAUUCAACACGACGGUGACCUUCACGUGUUCUGCUGGCUACAGGAACCAUGGCGGGGACGACACCAUCACCUGUCUGGCGAACGGACAGUGGUCAUCAACAUCGUUGGACUGCCAAGUGGUGGAUUGUGGGAUUCCUGGCGCAAGAAGCAACGCAGAGCCCAGCGUCCAGAUGACCACCACAUUCAACACGACGGUGACCUUCACGUGUUCUGCUGGCUACCGGAACCAUGGCGGGGACGACACCAUCACCUGUCAGGCGAACGGACAGUGGUCAUCAACAUCGUUGGACUGCCAAGUGGUGGAUUGUGGGAUUCCUGGCGCAAGAAGCAACGCAGAGCCCAGCGUCCAGAUGACCACCACAUUCAACACGACGGUGACCUUCACGUGUUCUGCUGGCUACAGGAACCAUGGCGGGGACGACACCAUCACCUGUCAGGCGAACGGACAGUGGUCAUCAACAUCGUUGGACUGCCAAGUGGUGGAUUGUGGGAUUCCUGGCGCAAGAAGCAACGCAGAGCCCAGCGUCCAGAUGACCACCACAUUCAACACGACGGUGACCUUCACGUGUUCUGCUGGCUACAGGAACCAUGGCGGGGACGACACCAUCACCUGUCUGGCGAACGGACAGUGGUCAUCAACAUCGUUGGACUGCCAAGUCAUCCCCAACUGGAUCACGACGAAGUCGCUGUCUGCUGGUCCGGCGAAGUUGACGUGUACUGACAGGAUGUCCCCGGCCGGCAGUCUGGUGUCGGUGUCCUGUGAGGCUGAUGAGAUGCUGAUAGGCUGCUCCUCAAAAUCUGCGUCUUCAAGUGGCAAAAACAACGGCGUCAAAAUAGUCAUGGUCAAGGACACUCCUUUCUGCCAAAUUGACACAACGAGCACAACUGGCGCCUCAGCACAGUACGCCUCUGCUAGAUGCUGUAAACAAGACGGACUACAGUGUGAAUACCUCACUGAUGGACCAUCUAAGAACAUCGAUGAUGCACAUGUUCAGUCGGAAUGUUUCAAGUCCUUUCAAGUCAUGGGAUGUGGUGCGCAUCAGCCUAAUGGUUAUCUGGAUGGCGUAAGGAUCAACCCCAGUUACUGCCAUGCAUACGCCGGUGGUUCCUCAGUUACAGGCGUGUAUUCCUAUGCCACCUGCUGCCGAGCCCCGGGUCUCUCGUGUAGCGUACACUCUGCAAAGCCUCAACCUGUGAAUGGACUGCUGAAGGCGACAUGUCCCGACGGCUUCACCCUCACUGGUUGUGGAGGACACAAUCCAUGGAAAGAAGCACGAGGCUCAUAUAUAGCAGACGACGGGGGUACCCCCACAUGCCACGUGGAGAGUACGACUGACAGGCCGGACCGAACUACCGUAUCCUACGUAUGUUGUUGAUGGGCGGACAGCAUCAACUCUAUAUUUCAAGGAGUAGUAGUGCUUAGAGAAACACCGAUAUAUCGACGAUUUUUAUCGAUUAGCUUUCUGAAUGUGUCCUAUACGUAUUUUUCUGCUUUUGUGAAAAACUUAUAGCAUUUGAAUUGGUCAAAAUUAGCUUUCUGAAUGUGUCCUAUACGUAUUUUUCUGCUUUUGUGAAAAACUUAUAGCAUUUGAAUUGGUCAAAAUUAAAUUUCCAGAUAAAAUCCUCUCUUCUUCAGUAACUAUCGUGAUAACAUCUGCUGAUGCUGAAGACGCUUUGAACAAAAUAAGUUGUAGCAGCAUCCCGCGGUAGGUUUUAUACCACGAGCUAGAGGCAUAAAACCACAUCUACCCCGAGUGAUACUGCUACAACGAAUUAAUCUUACCGACAUGUUUUAAUAUG